Lithohypha guttulata is the source of this 432-nucleotide messenger RNA. RefSeq lists its product as uncharacterized. The transcript has 2 exons. The record is from RefSeq and is a predicted model, not a curated record. The coding region runs from base 1 to 432 and encodes 143 amino acids. NCBI's taxonomy places the organism in Eukaryota, Fungi, Ascomycota, Eurotiomycetes, Chaetothyriales, Trichomeriaceae.
AUGGUCGAGCACAGUCAUUUGGAGGCUUCACAGAUCAGUCUCGAAACCAUGACCAUUCAGCUCAAAGCAGAGCCAUGCCGCCCAGCUCCUACCGUUUUGGAUCUGCAGGUCAAUCAGACUUCCGUACGCCUCAAGAGCAAUUCGAAUCUCACGGCCACCAUAGAACUCGAAGCCACGGAGGCCAUACACACGCUCACGACCAUGGGUCACCUUUCGAUAGAGGAAACAGCUUUGCUCGAAUUCCAUCAUUGGGCAAAAACAAGCACACUGAACACCGGCCGGAUUGCCGACAUGCCCAACCUCAGCAACAGCCUCAACCUCGCGGAGAUGGGACCUCGUGGUCUCGACGACCCAGGUGUCUACGACUUGCCGCCUCACCGACGACGACGAGUCAUUGACCCGUACUUCAUGUCCGGUGCUCUUCGCGACUAG